GUAAAAAUGGAACGCCGAGAGCAUACUAAAUAUGGCAGAGAGUACGGAGAGAUUCAUGGCGGCCAUGUAUGGUAUGGUAUAAGCAUAGGGGUAAGUUGGAGCAUCUGAGGACCCGUGUUUGUCCUCGUCCUCGUCCUCCUCCUAGCUACAUCUCCACGACGCCCUCUCUGCGCACGCAGUUUGGCCGUGGAUGAUGAUCGCCCCACCGCUUGCCUGAAGAGGCAUGCGCGCAGGUGUUGAUCAAUUGAAUUUAAUUAAUUUGAAUUGAUCCGCGCUCCACGUUGACCCCCUUCUCCCGUCAAAAUUCCCUCAAUUUUUUCACCACUUGCGUUGUUUGUUGUCCUCUGAUUGUCGGAACUUCUAAUUCCUUCUUUUACGUGUAUGAUGGUGCUGUGCUAUAUUCGAAUUGUUUAUUUAUGUUUAAUGGCGGAUUUUGAUAAUUAAUGUCCUGCUGCAUUCUAAUAUUAUAAUUGUUGUUAUUUCCUUCCGGCUGGCUGGCUUCAUUACUGCAUUCCAUUCCCUCGGGUUUGGCUUUUGCAAUUGCCGUUUAUACUUGAUCCAUAAAUUAAUAAGUGUUGUGGAGUCUGAAGCUUGCUGCAAUAAAUUGUUGUUUGAGGAGGGGGAGGAAGUUAGGUUGCAAUACAGGUGAGUGACUGAGGCAGUCAGUCACAUGGGGAACAACUGCUCGGGCUCUAAGUCGGAGAACAACAAUGGAUUCUGUCAUUCUGUGACGGUUGCAAUAUGGAAACAUCGAUCAUCAUCACCAGCAGCAGCAGAUUCAAGCAAAGAGAAAGGGGCCAGCAGCAAUGGCAUCGAGAAUAACAACAAUAACAUUAGCGGCAAGUCGUUUGAUGUGCAAAACACUCCGCCUACACCGAUCAAAAUUUCAAGUAAUGAGCUCACCAAAUCAACAGUAAAGGCUGAAGAAAACAACAACAAUGGCAAUAGUCAAAAGGAGGCGGCAGCAGCAGUAGCAGCAGAGCCAAAGCACAAAAAGUCGAUCAAAUUUAAGAGAGUAGCCAGUGCAGGGCUGCAAGUGGAAUCAGUUUUGAAGCGGAGGACCGAAAAUUUGAAGGAUAAAUAUCACGUGGGGAAGAAAUUAGGGCAGGGGCAGUUUGGCACUACCUAUUUAUGUUUGGAGAAGGGCACCAACCGAGAGUUUGCCUGCAAAACAAUUGCAAAGAGGAAGUUGACGACAUCGGCGGAUGUGGAGGAUGUCAGGAAAGAAAUUCAGAUAAUGCAUCACCUGGCGGGACACACGAAUAUCAUAAACAUUGUGGGAGCUUAUGAGGAUGCGGUCGCAGUUCAUCUUGUGAUGGAACUCUGUGCAGGAGGAGAACUUUUCGACAGAAUCAUACAAAGGGGGCAUUACUCGGAGAGAAAGGCUGCUGAGCUGGGCAGGGUAAUAGUUGGUGUCAUAGAGGCCUGUCAUUCCAUGGGAGUUAUGCAUAGAGACUUGAAACCAGAGAACUUCCUGUUUGUCGACGAGCACGAGGAUUCGCUGCUUAAGACCAUCGAUUUUGGGCUUUCUGUGUUCUUUAAGCCAGGUGAAACAUUCAGUGAUGUUGUGGGUAGCCCGUAUUAUGUAGCCCCGGAGGUGCUGAAGAAACAUUAUGGUCCUGAAUGUGAUAUAUGGAGCGCUGGGGUUAUCAUUUAUAUUCUGUUGUGUGGAGUUCCGCCAUUUUGGGACGAAACGGAGCAGGGCAUUUUUGAGCAAGUUUUAAAAGGGGAACUUGACUUCGCUUCUGAACCUUGGCCCAGCGUCUCGGAGGGUGCAAAAGAUUUAGUCAGAAGAAUGCUUGAAUGCGACCCCAGAAAACGGCUCACAGCCCAUGAAGUUCUAUGCCAUCCAUGGAUACAAGUUGAUGGAUUAGCACCUGAUAAGCCUCUUGAUCCUGCGGUCCUCUCUCGUCUCAAGCAAUUUUCUGCCAUGAACAAACUCAAAAAGAUUGCCAUCAGAGUCAUCGCUGAAAGACUCUCGGAAGAAGAAAUCGCAGGGCUGAAGGAAAUGUUCAAAAUGAUAGAUGUGGACGGCAGCGGACAUAUUACCCUGGAAGAACUCAAAACAGGUUUGGAAAGAGUUGGCGCCAAUCUCAACCAGUCUGAAAUAGUUGGCCUCAUGCAAGCUGCGGAUGUUGACAACAGUGGCACAUUGGACUACGGGGAGUUCUUGGCAGCAAUGGUACAUAUGAACAAAAUCCAGAGAGAGGACCAUAUGAUGGCAGCUUUCUCAUACUUGGACAAAGACGGCAGCGGCUACAUCACACGGGAUGAGCUCCAGCAGGCUUGCCAGCAAUUCGGCCUCCAAGACCACCACAUCGAUGAAAUCCUCCGCGAAGUUGACAAGGAUAAUGACGGCCGGAUUGAUUACAGUGAGUUCACUGCCAUGAUGCAAGACAAUGGUUUGAGCAUUAAUUCAAGAAUAGAGGGAUCAUCAUCGUCGUCGUCGUCAUCAUCACCCAACAACAGCCCAGGUUCUCCUUGACUCUGAUUUUACUAUAAUAUAUUGAUUAAGUGUAUAUUAAUAUAUUCUACGAGUAGCUGGAGUCCAUUUUGUUGUAAAGAGAGCAAGGAGCCCUUCUUCAUAUCUACAUUUCCUCUAGAUAUAAAUCCAUCCAUCCAUAUCCCUUUUAGUUUUGUCAUCAUUCAAAAUUGUUCUCCAUCAUUGUUUGGCUGUUGUUAUCUAUAUAUCGCUCCUCCU
Andrographis paniculata is the source of this 2701-nucleotide messenger RNA. RefSeq names its product calcium-dependent protein kinase 20-like. The record is from RefSeq and is a predicted model, not a curated record. Gene Ontology annotation, biological process: protein autophosphorylation; intracellular signal transduction; peptidyl-serine phosphorylation. Gene Ontology annotation, cellular component: nucleus; cytoplasm. Gene Ontology annotation, molecular function: calcium-dependent protein serine/threonine kinase activity; ATP binding; calcium ion binding. Lineage: Eukaryota; Viridiplantae; Streptophyta; Magnoliopsida; Lamiales; Acanthaceae. The transcript has 7 exons. Bases 671 to 2485 code for a protein of 604 amino acids.